This is a messenger RNA of Chenopodium quinoa (quinoa), 4673 nucleotides long. RefSeq names its product protein phosphatase 2C and cyclic nucleotide-binding/kinase domain-containing protein-like. Bases 891 to 4124 code for a protein of 1077 amino acids. The transcript has 15 exons. Gene Ontology annotation, molecular function: ATP binding; protein kinase activity; cation binding. Lineage: Eukaryota; Viridiplantae; Streptophyta; Magnoliopsida; Caryophyllales; Amaranthaceae. Gene Ontology annotation, biological process: protein phosphorylation. The record is from RefSeq and is a predicted model, not a curated record.
CUGCAAUCAAUCCAGUUUAGUUCAGCUCAGCUCAUUUCAGUAAAUAUGAAAUGGCCCGAGCCCUAAUAUGGCAGAAUUUAGAACUAGAUAAACAUUAAAUAAAGGAAAAUCCCUAGAAUAUGCAAACAAAAAAAAAAAAAAAUUGGAGCAAAAGAUUAGAUUAAUAAGAUAGGUUUCGUCUAGUCCAAAGUCCACUCAAAUCUCCUGACCAUUCUCACACAUGCAAUGUUACAACUUUUUUCCGUACCAUAAUUUUCCCAUUUUCUCUCUCCUCUCUUUCACUCAUUUUCUUCUUCUUCACUUUCUCUCUCUUCCCAAUCUCUCACAUUACAUGCUAUGAUCCCUACUUCGACACGUCCUUCUCUCUUUUUUUUCAUUUUUUGUUAUGAUUCUGAUAAUUAAAUAAAAUCCCAAUUUCCCCCAUUUUUCAGUUUUAUAAAUUUCACAACUUUUAAUGUGACCAAAUUCCUGCAAAAUUCUCUGUUUUUUUUUUUUCAUUUUUUUGACUACCCUUUUGUUAAAUUUGUUUCCUUUUUAAAGUAUAUAUUGCAAUAAUAAUAAUCUGAUUACAUUCUUUAUUCUGGGUGUCAGAUCAAGUAAUCUAUUUCAUUAAAAGAAGAAGGAAUUAUUAUGUUUGGAUAAGAUCACAUAUUGUUUGCAAGUUGAGCUGUCAAAAACCGACCCAACACGAAAAUCGACUGCCGUGUAGUGUACAGACGUUGAUUUGGCAAUUUGACGGAUCAUAUUGCCAACUUGAGGAGGAGGGUUUAGUAAGAAAUUGUGGGUUAGUGGAGAAUUUUUGGGGUUUACCAAAGUUCUCUGAUGUUGAAGUUGAUGAAUGUGUUGGAAAUUUCAGUAUUUGGGGUUUCUUCAAUUUUAGUUUUUGAGUGAUGGGGUGUGUUUAUUCAAGAUCUUGUAUAGGCCAGGUGUGUAUUCCUAGGGAAGCGCGAAUUAAGCAGGUAAAAAAUGUGAGGGGUUCAGAGAUUGGUGUGUAUUCUCCUGCUCAUUCUGAAGGGGAGGAUGAUCAAAUUCAGGAAUUGAACCAAUUGAGCUUUAGUAGGGAUACUGAAGCUGGUAUUAAGAGGCUUUCUAGAGUAUCUGCUCAGUUUUUACCGCCUGAUGGAGGAAAGACGGUCAAGGUUCCGUCUGAAAAUUAUGAGUUGAGGUACUCAUUUUUAUCUCAGAGGGGUUAUUAUCCUGAUGCUCUUGAUAAGGCUAACCAGGAUAGCUUCUGCAUACAUACACCGUUUGGUACAGAUCCGAAUGAUCAUUUUUUUGGUGUGUUUGAUGGGCAUGGAGAAUUUGGGGCUGAAUGCUCGCAGUUUGUAAAGCGCAAGUUGUGUGAAAAUUUGUUGAGGAGUAGCCGAUUCCACGUUGAUCCUGUUGAAGCAUGUCAUGCUGCUUUCUUAACAACUAAUUCACAGUUGCAUGCUGAUAGUAUAGAUGAUAGCAUGAGUGGUACCACUGCUAUUACAGUAUUGGUUAGGGGUAGGACUAUAUAUGUGGCCAAUGCAGGUGAUUCAAGAGCUGUUGUAGCUCAGAGGAGAGGAAAGGAUUUAGUGGCUGUUGACCUUUCGAUUGAUCAAACUCCAUUCCGUAAUGAUGAGCUUGAGCGAGUUAAGCUUAGUGGAGCAAGAGUUCUUACCCUUGAUCAGAUUGAAGGGUUGAAGAAUCCAGAUGUACAGUCUUGGGGCACUGAAGAGGAUGAUGAUGGUGAUCCUCCUAGAUUAUGGGUGCAGAAUGGAAUGUAUCCUGGUACUGCUUUCACUAGAAGUCUUGGUGAUUCAAUUGCUGAAACAAUUGGAGUGGUUGCCAAUCCGGAGAUAGUUGUCAUGGAGCUUUCACCAGAUUAUCCCUUUUUUGUCCUUGCUAGUGAUGGUGUCUUCGAAUUUCUUUCAAGUCAAACUGUGGUUGAUAUGGUAGCACUACAUAAAGACCCUCGUGAUGCUUGUGCCGCAAUUGUUGCUGAAUCAUACCGCCUUUGGUUGCAAUUUGAAACUCGUACUGAUGAUAUAACUAUAAUAGUAGUUCAUGUUAAUGGGCUUAAUGAUGUUUUUGGGGGUUCUGCAAGUCCUGGUUUCACUAUGAAUUCCUCUGCUCCUCAAGUGUUGGAGUUAACUGGAUCCGAGUCCCCUGCAACUGUUAGCUGGAAUUCUAGGAAUCAACGCGUAAGGCAUGAUGUAUCUCGAGCUCGUCUUCGUGCCAUUGAAAGUUCCUUGGAGAAUGGAAAUGUUUGGGUGCCUUCGUCUCCAUCCCACAGGAAGACUUGGGAAGAAGAGGCACAUAUUGAGCGGGCAUUACAUGAUCAUUUCCUCUUCAGAAAGCUUACUGAUUCUCAGUGCCAGGUCUUGUUGGAUUGCAUGCAAAGAGUUGAGGUUCAGGCUGGGGAAAUCGUUGUCCAGCAGGGUGGUGAAGGUGAUUGCUUUUUUGUUGUUGGAAGUGGAGAGUUUGAAGUUUUCGCAACACAAGAGGAGAAACACGGUGAGGUACCAAGAGUUUUGCAGCGCUAUACAGCUGAAAAGUUAUCAUGCUUUGGGGAGCUGGCAUUAAUGAAUAAUAAACCACUACAGGCCUCUGUGCGUUGUGUGACUAGUGGAACUCUGUGGACUCUGAAAAGAGAAGAUUUUAGAGGAAUUCUCAUGUCAGAGUUUUCGAAUCUGUCAUCUUUGAAACUUCUACGAUCAGUGGAUCUUCUUUCAAGAUUAACAAUCCUACAACUUAGUCAGAUUGCAAGUUCUCUGUCAGAAGAAUCUUUUUCUGAUGGGCAGUCAAUAGUUGAACAGCAUGAUUGUGUAUCUGCAUUGUACAUAAUCCAGAAGGGAAGAGUAAGGAUAGAAUUUGAUGUUGACGUUUUGACAAGUCCGAAUGUCUGCAGCCUGAAGUGUGAUUGUUCAAUCCAAAGUGAUUUGAAACACGGUAACAGGAGAAUGUUGGUAGAGAAAUCCGAGGGAAGUUAUUUUGGGGAGUGGGCACUUUUUGGUGAGCAAAUUAGUCAAUUAGCAGUAUGUGCUGUUGGCGAUGUCGUCUGUUCUGUUUUAACAAAAGACCAGUUCGAUUUAGUUGCUGGUCCACUGACAAAAAUUUCACUGGGUGAUCAAAAGUCAAAGGAGAUUCCUGUGGUCUUAGGCGAGGAAUAUGAAAGAAAUGCUCGACCAUUGGUCCCAAAUAGAGUUCAGCUCUCUGAUUUGGAAUGGAGAAGGUGCUUGUAUUCAACUGACUGCAGUGAGAUUGGACUUGUACUUCUGAAAGAUUCAGAAAAUUUCCUUAGCUUGAAAAGGUUUUUGAAGCAGAAGGUUAAAAGGCUUGGAAAGGAAGAUCAGGUUCUAAAGGAGAAGAACCUGAUGAAAAGUUUAAGUGAUUCAGUAUGUGUACCACAUGUUAUAGGCACCUGUGCUGAUGAAACACAUGUUGGAAUACUACUGGAUACAUGCUUGGCUUGUCCUUUGGCUUCAAUUUUAAAUAAACCACUUGAUGAAUCAUCCGCACGGUUCUGUGCUGCCUCUGUUGCAAUAGCAUUGGAAGAGCUCCACAAGAAGGGUAUCCUAUUCAGAGGAGUUUCUCCUGAAGUACUGAUGUGCGAUCAAGCUGGACGCCUACAGUUAGUAGAUUUCAGAUUUGGGAAGCAGCUAUCUGGCGAAAGGACAAACACAAUCUGUGGAAUGGCAGAUUCUCUAUCUCCGGAGAUAGUACUGGGAAAAGGCCAUGGUUUCCCUGCUGACUGGUGGGGUUUGGGAGUUUUGAUCUAUUUUAUGCUGCAAGGGGAAAUGCCUUUUGGAUCAUGGAGAGAGAAUGAGCUUGAUACAGUUGCGAGGAUUGCAAAAGGGCAUUUUAAUUUCUCUCAGUCUUGCAGUUCUGAAGCCAUCGAUCUUAUAACCAAGCUACUUGAAGUUGAUGAAACUAAGAGACUUGGAAACAAUGGAUCCGAUUCUGUCAAAAAUCAUCAAUGGUUUGAAGGAGUUGAUUGGGAAGGGCUAGUAAAUCGUACUGUCCCCGUCCCUCAUGAAAUUGUUUCUCGUAUAAGUCACCAUUUAGAGAGCUACGUUUGUGAUACUUCCCCGCCACCAUCUUCUCCCCGCCGGAAUUUUGAAGAACUCAACACACCGGAGUGGCUUGAAGAUUGGUAACCAAUGCUCUACUCAAGGUGUGAACUUCACUCUAUAUUGUUGUUUGGAUGAUCGUAUAGUAAAAUUGCUAGGGGGAAGCUGCACUGAUUCCACUGACUAAGGUCCAAAAUCUUAUCAUUUCUUUCCCCCUUCCUUUUUUGUUCAGUACAAGAGGAAUGAUAGUGCCGAAAUCAUCCUCUUUUUUUGGAUUUACCUUAGUACCUUAAAGCAGAGCUAGAUGCCUGUAAAUAAGUAUAGUUUGUAAAGGAAUGAGUUUUCACUUUCUCACGAAUUCCUUUAGAGGUGAAUUUAGCCUCCCACAGUAAUUCAAUGGUGGAUGUAGGUAGAUUUACUCGAUCCCUUAAAAAAAGGGGGUAAAUUUACUCGGAUCCCUUCCAAAAAAAAAAAAAUGGUUAGAUUUACUCAGAUUUAUUUUUGUUUUGACAGUCCAUUGAAAUUGAAGGGAUGUGUAAUUAUGUAUAUGUUUCUACCAAGUUGUGCCUUUCCUGCUGCUUGAUUUAGACUGAAGUACCAUGUUAAAAUUUCUCAUCUUUGUGUUCUUGGAGCAAA